AUGUACAACAAUCCUACCUGUGUUCAAUCAAAUACCACUGUUACUACUACUUCCGUUCCUGCCACACUCCCGGAUUAUUCCACUUAUGUCCCUUACUUUAUUAAUCUCAUCAAUGAUCCUGCCGUAGUGAAUUCCUAUUACGGUGGUGUACAUACGAGCCGAAGUGCAGCCUACCGAACCUACCGAAGUUACUUGCAACUCGAUACUAGUCCUGUACUCUAUCGACAAGCUAGAACUAUACCAACACGAACUCAACCGCCAAAAAUCUACAAGAUGGUGUAUACCAAACGAAAUCGUGGUUAUGCCAUCGAUCCAUAUUUUUUUAAUGCAAGACAAUAUAGAAGCUAUUCCGGUCCUUGGAAAGAUGCUAGAAAGUGGCCGAUGUAUCGAAAAAAGAAAGAACCUUCUGGUCGAAUAGAAACAUAUCAGGAAUCAGAAUUCAGUGGCAAUCCGAUAGAUCGACAACCUCGUUACUAUCAUGGAUUAUAUAGAGUGCAAUGGAAUAUGCAACCUACAGCACUGAGACGAAUACGACCGUAUUAUGCACCAAGUUAUGCAACCUAUCCACCAAGUAUCAUGAAUGCAGUAAGUAGGAAGGAGAAGUACAAUGAACGAUAUUCCAUUAUGAUGAGAGUUGCUAUUAAGGCGAUCGAAUUGAUGCUUGGAGCUGCCACAGUGGGAUUUAUAAUUGCUCCAGUGCGCGAACUGUCUCUUUACGCAUUUGUGAAAAUGACGCAUACUGAAUGGCAAGGCUUAGUACUUGCUGUUUCCGGAUCAUUCUCAGCACUGUGCCUCAUUAUGUUAUUCGGUUCUUUCUUCGGUAAUCGAUAUAUGUUAUGGCGGAAAUUCGACUAUCUGAUCAGCUUAUUUGGCUCAUUUGGUUAUUUAUUUGUUGGUGUUAUAGAAGCAUAUCAUGCGACAUGUCACCCACCUGACAGUAAAAAAAUAAUUGCAUUAGUUUGUCAUAGACUAGAAUGGAUUAUUGCAACUGCUCUAAUAUUCAUCAAUGUUAUCGUGUAUAUUGUGGACUGUGUGCUGUCAUUUCGAACAGGAAUUAAAAUAAUUGAUAUUGCUGAUGCAACAAGAGCGCUGAAUUUUCAUCCAUCAGUGUUAUUCAAGAUUAUUUUUAAACAGAAGUGA
This is a messenger RNA of Brugia pahangi, 1140 nucleotides long. Lineage: Eukaryota; Metazoa; Nematoda; Chromadorea; Rhabditida; Onchocercidae. The record is from the annotation of a GenBank genome assembly.